Molecule: messenger RNA, 6285 nt
Organism: Triplophysa dalaica
Lineage: Eukaryota; Metazoa; Chordata; Actinopteri; Cypriniformes; Nemacheilidae
Gene: dnmt3ba
Product: DNA (cytosine-5-)-methyltransferase 3 beta, duplicate a
Exons: 26
Coding region: 77-4612 (1511 amino acids)
Biological process (GO): negative regulation of transcription by RNA polymerase II
Cellular component (GO): nucleus
Molecular function (GO): DNA (cytosine-5-)-methyltransferase activity, acting on CpG substrates; DNA binding; protein binding
Source: RefSeq, a predicted model, not a curated record
CCGGGUUGGCUUGGAGAUUACCUUCUGGAUUGAGGAGUAGCGAGGUAUCGGGACCAAGGUUCAAAAGAGGCGUAAUAUGGCCACUAAUGUUAGUCUGGACCCUGAUGACAAGUGCAGCCGCUAUGAGGUUGUGGCCUGGAUCAAUGAAACAUUACACACCAAGUUUAGUCAAGUGGAGGAGUGUCGUUCAGGUGCAUGCUAUUGUCAGCUCAUGGACUGUCUCUUCCCGAGGUCCAUUGACCUGUGCAAAGUGACAUUUCAGGCCCGCAGUAAGGCUGACUUCAAGAAGAACUAUAGUCUCCUACGGGCAGCCUUUGCGAAAGCAGGUGUCACAAAGUCAAUUCCUGUGGAGGACCUUAUGAAAGGAAAGUUUAGAGCCCAUUUGUCCUUUCUGAAGUGGUUCAAGAAAUUUUUCUUUGCCAAUGAGAGACAAGGAAAUGGAUCAUACAACCCAGUUGAAGCCCGUAAUGGUCAAGAUAUUGCAGUUGUGGAUAUUCCUGUUAAGUCUUCAAAACCUUGGAGAUCUUCAAAUUAUGCCAUAGUAAGACCAGAAUCUGACAAUAAUGAGGAAUUGAAUGGAAAAAGGCGGGUGGUAAGUUAUGAUCCUCAAUGGCAAGAAACCUAUCCGUGGGUCAGGCACAGCAAUCUCGGGGCCAACUGCGCUUACUGCGUUUUGUGCAACAUCAACAUUGUUCUACACACAGGCUUUUUCGAUAUGAAACGACAUCAGAAGACUCAAAGACACGAAAAGCAUGAAAUGGGUUCACUUAAUUCAUCUGAGAGAAAGCAGGUUGAAGACUCCAUUUCAUGUUCUGAUACCAUGCUGCUCUUCAUUCAGACUCAUUGCCUCAACAGUUUGCACUCCAGGAUCAAUACCGUCUCCCAACGGUCAGCAAGAUAUAUUUUAGGACUGCAGUAUCCGAAUGACAUUGUUUCUGCUUGCAAGUUAAACCCAUACAGUGUUUACGUGCACGGUCAAGUGCCACUAAAUGGAGAAAGUGGAGAAAGGACCACCUGCCAUGUGGUGCUCGUGGGUUAUUUUGAUGAAAAGCAAGGAAAAUAUUGCAUCCGUAUACUUGACGUCAAUCAGCCUUCGGCUGAAGAUUCGGAUUGUUCUGCAUCCGCACCUUUACUCGGCAUCCUGCAAAAGUUUGAGCUCCCUCCCCACAACAUGGUGGCUUACUACAUUGAUGAUGAGGAUCAUCAAACUUCAGAGAGUUUCAAGUCACAGAUUCAGGAACUCAACCCAAAGGUAGUUAAUCUUGCCGGACUUUACAGUUUACCAGACUCUGCCUGUCAUGCUGCUCUAACGGCUAAAUCCAGUCAGGUUCAAGAGCUUAUUUUGAACAUCUAUGGACACUACUCAUCCUGUUCCACAUAUAAUGACAAUCUCAAGAUGCUGUUUGCUGGCAUUGGUGGACUAAAUGAACAAAGUCCAUCCGUUACAAGCAGCAGUGAAGAUUUUUGUGCGCUUGUUCAGAGGAUGCUCGGAAUGUGGACCGAUUUGGUGUCAUACUUUGCAUCCUGCAAUGACAACAAAGAAAAAGUCAAACAAAUUUGUUCCCAACUGGAGAACCCUAAAAUCCGAGUCACCUUCAUGUUUCUGGAUCACAUUCUUGGACCGCUCCGUGCUUUUGGGCAACGCCUGCAACGCUGCCAAGGUUCUGCUCGUGGUGAUCUUGAGCAGAUCCUUCGAGAAGCGAGCGGACUGCUACGAUCGUAUGCCUCCAGCUUUCUUCGCCCUCAAGCAGUCAUACGUUACCUGAAAGAGCGAAAUGCAGCCAUUAUGGAGAACACCGCGUUCUGUCUUCCUGCAGCUGAGCUCAGCUUGGGUGAGGCAGUCGAGGAUUUCAUCUCAGCACAUGAGGAACUAGAAGACUCCCUGACUGAAUUUCAGGACGAGUGUUUAGGGUUUUACAAAACACUGACUACCUCCAUCGCCGAUUUUCUACCUCUGAGUGAUGGUGUGCUCAGGAGCAUGUCACAACUGCUCAGUCCAGAAGGAAGGUUAAAGGUCACUGGAAAGAGUAUUGUUGAACUUGCUGUACAGUUUGGUUUCUGUGAAAAAUCUGAAGAUUCUGCUAAACUCACAGAUGAGUUCUUGGAGUACCAACUUGUUGAGGAUGAUGAUACAUUUUCAACCCUUUCACUGGAACUGUAUUGGGCUAAUGUCCUAAAGACCUUUGCACCAGCCUCCAUCUUCAGGAGACUUGUUUUGAGUCUCUUAGCUUUGCCUUGUCCAUCUCUUGAGUCUGAAAAGAUCUUUGCUCAGGCUGUUGAAAAUGGCGAUGCUUGUCAUUGGGAUGAUAGUUCAGCUGAAAGUGACACCGAUGUCACAAAAGACCUUGAUUCUACCGAUGACUCCUCUAUGGAGCCCACUGAAGUCAGGAUGUCACCUAUUCCAAAUGGAAAUAUGGAAAACGCCACAGGAAACACAUCAGAGAUGUUUCUACACUCAAACACAGUGAAGCCGUGUGUGGUGCGACUGGAGAGGAUGAGCAGGCAGAGAGAAAUGGAGUUGAGGGAAGAUGGAGCGGAUGAUGAUAUAAUCUGGACUAGUAACACAUUUCAGAAGGACGCUGUUAGGGGAGUAUUCGGUUGGGACAGCAGCUUACGGCAGAAACCGCAGGCACGCACAGUCUUUCAGGCUGGUUCAGGCACCUGGAGCAAGCCAGUGAACCUUGACAAGGACGGCAAGCCUGAGGCGGUGAAAAAUGAUAUUUCUUCCCCGUCUGGUGUUUCAACGUCAAGCCCUAGACCUGGGAAAAGAGAGCAACCGUACCUGGAUGGGAAGGGUUUUGCCAUUGGAGAACUGGUGUGGGGAAGAGUGAAGGGUUUCUCAUGGUGGCCCGGGUUAGUGGUGGUGUGGAAGGGCAGGUCGCCUCCUGUGGCAAUGAGACGUGUGGAAUGGUUUGGAGAUGGCAUGUUUUCAGAGAUUCAUGCAGACGGCCUGCUUCCCUUCGCUGCUUUUACAAAGUGCUUUUGUAGUAAAUCCUAUGUAGGUCUGCCAACUUACAAAGAAGCCAUUUACCAAAUCCUGGAGUUGGCAGCAGACCGCAGUGGAAAGAAUUUCCCUUCCUUUGAGAAAAGAGAGGAUGAGUCAAAAGCCAUGCUGGACUGGGCAUUUGGAGGCUUCAAGCCAGCAGGUCCCGAUGGCUUUUUGCCUUCUGGAGACAGCUCUGCCAGUACUAAAACAGAGUCAUCAGAUUCUUCUGUAGUCGAUUAUCAGCCACCAGCCAAGAGGAAAUAUGUUCACAAGAACAAACAAAAUCAACAAACUCCGGCACAGGAUUACACCAGAGAGCAAAUGGUGCACGAGGUAUCCGUAAAGAGCAAAAACAUUGAAGAUUUCUGUCUGUCCUGUGGAGCCAGCACCAUUGCCAUUUUCCAUCCUCUCUUUGAGGGAAGCCUUUGUUUUAAAUGCAGGGUAAACUUCACAGAGACGCUGUACAGAUAUGAUGAUGAUGGCUAUCAGUCAUACUGUACUGUGUGCUGUGCUGGGCUGGAGGUCAUUCUCUGUGGAAAUGCUAGCUGCUGCAGGUGUUUCUGUAAAGACUGUUUGAAUGUGUUGGUUGGUCCGGGAACAUUUGAGAAGCUGAAGGAUGUCGACCCGUGGAGCUGUUACAUUUGUCUGCCCUCUAAAAACUAUGGCAUUCUCAAGCUUCGAUCUGACUGGAGCGUUCGUGUCCAGGAAUUCUUUGCAAAUAACAGUGCAUUUGAAUUUGAGCCACACAGAGUCUAUCCUUCCAUUCCCGCUCAUAAGCGCCGGCCAAUCAGAGUCAUUUCCCUGUUUGACGGAAUUGCAACAGGGUACCUGGUAUUAAAAGACCUGGGCUUCAACGUGGAACGCUACAUUGCCUCUGAGAUCUGUGAAGACUCCAUCGCUGUCGGGAUGAUCAAACACGAAGGCAAAAUUGAAUAUGUCAAAGACGUGCGGACCAUCACAAGGAAGCAUCUGGCGGAGUGGGGGCCAUUUGACCUCUUGAUUGGAGGAAGCCCCUGUAAUGACCUCUCUAUGGUGAAUCCAGCAAGAAAAGGUCUUUUUGAAGGCACUGGCCGGCUAUUUUUCGAAUAUUACCGUAUGUUAACCAUGAUGAGGCCAAAAGAGGAUGACGAUCGACCCUUUUUCUGGCUGUUUGAAAAUGUUGUAGCCAUGAGUGCUCAUGAUAAGGCAGAUAUCUGCCGCUUCUUGGAGUGUAAUCCUGUGAUGAUUGACGCUGUGAAAGUGAGCCCUGCCCACAGAGCUCGUUACUUCUGGGGGAAUUUGCCUGGAAUGAGCCGACCACUUGCUUCUUCACUCAGUGACAGCAAUGAGCUGCAGGGCUGUCUGGAAACUGGACGAACUGCAAUGUUCAGCAAAGUUCGCACUAUUACCACCAAGUCCAACUCCAUUAAACAAGGGAAGAUGGGACCCCUCCCUGUGCAGAUGAACGGGAAAGAAGAUUAUCUGUGGUGCACGGAAAUGGAGAGAAUAUUUGGGUUCCCCAAGCAUUACACAGAUGUGAAUAACAUGGGGCGGAGUCAGAGACAGAGGGUUCUCGGACGGUCCUGGAGUGUACCCGUGAUCCGACACCUCUUUGCCCCACUGAAGGAUUACUUUGCCUGCGAGUAAAGUCAGUUCUGGCAACAGACAUCUAGAUGAGGAGUAACUGUCUACCCAAAGUUCCUAAAGUGUCUCAGAUAAACGAAUUACAUUUUUUUAAUGUUUUUAAUUGUUUCUGCAGACUCCGACCUCAAUAUUUUGUCUGUUUUUAAAGUUUCAUUUGUUGAAAACUUUUUUAAACGGGCGUUUGGAUCUGGUUUUGUACCUCAUAAGUACUGUAGCUUUUAAUCAUGUAGACGUUUAAAACUGAUUUAAUGCUGGAGAGAGCCACAUGAAACUCCACCCACUACCUCAGUGCCAUUCUGUGAUUGGUUCAUUGUCUGGGGAAAUGCCUCCUUAUGCCUAUUUAUAAUUUAAUGAAUAAUUUAAUAAUGAAUCUAGUUAGUUAGAUCUAGUCUGGUAUCUGGAAAAAGGUUUUAACCUUAUUUCAUAUUUUUACAUCAGAUCAGAUCCUAAUUUUAAACGGUGAAAAUAUUUUUCUCAAUUAAAAUCAACAACAGGAUUUUUUUCCCGUUCCACGGUGCUAUUUUAUAACAAGGAAUGUUUGACCACCAUGACAACUGUACACAAGUCAGCAUUAGAUUAUUGUUGCCUUAUUUAACAUCACUUCUAACCGAAGAGAAUAGUAAGCUUAUUAUGAUUCCUAGUUUAGAGUCUUAAAAUCUUGAUUUUUAAGAAAACAACAUUUUGCUCUCAGGAGCUCAUUCAGCCAGUGAGUACACAAAUGAGUACUCAGAAGCACAAAAUAUUGUCUGUGCCAUUUUAAUUAAGCAUUAGGUUGUUGACACACAGGAGUAUGUUGACUACCCUCCAACUUUUCAAAGCAUUAGCCUCUUAUCUCAUUGUUUUAACACAAACCUUUGUCAUUUUGUGGCUCUGCAGUUUCUGGACCACUUUAUUGCUAUGUGGUUAAGGGCUUGAAUUCAAAGUACGUGCCUAUAGUUUGAUAGGAUAUAUUUUCAAGUAGGUGGAAUUGUGAGUUUAACUGGGAUGGUUUUUGAUGACAAUAAAGGGAAUUAUCUUGAUAAUUCUGAAUUUAUUUUGUGCACGUUAUGUCUACAUAGUUUUUUUAACAUUUUGUGUGGUCUAUGAAUUACAUUUAUAUAUCAAACGGUUGAAAACUGUCUGUGAGAAAUUAAGUGCGUUGGAAUGUUCGAUGAGGAUUUUCUUGUGUUUUCUUUGUAGUUAAGUAGCCUGGUUUUAUUUAAAGCUAAUCCUAUGCUUUUUUCAAAAAUCAAACAAAUAUGUGUGGUAAAAUAUACAUCAUCUCAUGCAUUAGUGUCUUGAUGCCGAGUAUUUAACUAUUAGCAAAGCUUUAGAAAAUCUCACAAAGAAUCUUAUUGACAUGUUAUGUGUUUUGUGAAAUGUUUGUCUCUUUUAAGUGAGGGUAUGGUUUUGUACCUCAUGGGAAUAACACCCUCAGGUCUUUACAACACCAGCAGGCCUCGUGGUUUUUUUUAAAGCCACCUAAUUAUUUUAUCCAAUACAUUGUGUAAAGAAAAAACUAUAUAUUUGUACCCUUUAAUACCUCUUUUUUUGUUAAAUGGUUUUACAAAACCCCGAUUUCAUUUGGUGCUAAGUGAAAUGCUAUGUGUGUCUCUAGAGCUUUACUAAAAGUAAAGAUUGACAUGAUUUGUUUUGUUUUUUUUAACAUUUGAGAUAGUUUAGGCAACUUGACUAGU